Triticum dicoccoides is the source of this 1649-nucleotide messenger RNA. Its product is annotated as myb family transcription factor PHL11-like. The coding region runs from base 397 to 1239 and encodes 280 amino acids. NCBI's taxonomy places the organism in Eukaryota, Viridiplantae, Streptophyta, Magnoliopsida, Poales, Poaceae. Gene Ontology annotation, molecular function: DNA-binding transcription factor activity; DNA binding. The record is from RefSeq and is a predicted model, not a curated record. The transcript has 6 exons.
UCGCCGCACCGCACCGCACCUCCUCCCCGCGUCUCUAUCUCCGCCCACGCCCGGCCAUAUAGCUAGCUAGCCAGCAGCACACAUUCCCAUCACGAAUCCUCCUCGGGCUUGGCCGAAUUCCCACGCCAACUUCACACGGCACCAGAUUCGCGCCGCGCCGCACCGCACCGGGCGAGCCGGCCGCGCUCGCUCGCGCUCUAGGCAGAGCUAGCUAGCUGCGGCACGCGCACACAGGCAGCCGCCCUUGCUACGUCGGGAGAUAUACCACCAGUUGAUCGGCAACGAGAGGAAGCUAUAGCUAGCUAGCUUCUUGCUAACUAGGAGGCGAAGAAGAACGGCCGGCCGGAGGCGCUAUCGAGGUCGACGGACGGAGGCGAGAACUCGCUGGAGAUCAUCAUGUUCGAGGGGAUGGAGCGGGCGGGAUACGGCGUGGGCGCCGGGGUGGUGCUGUCGCGGGACCCCAAGCCCCGGCUGCGCUGGACGCCCGACCUGCACGAGCGCUUCGUGGAGGCCGUCACCAAGCUCGGCGGCCCCGACAAGGCGACGCCCAAGUCGGUGCUGAGACUGAUGGGCAUGAAAGGGCUCACCUUGUACCACCUAAAGAGCCAUCUUCAGAAAUACAGGAUGGGAAAGCAGAGCAAGAAAGAUACAGGCUUCGAAACCAACAGAGGAGCCUUCGCCGCACAGGGCAUCAGUUUCUCCUCUGCGGUGCCUCAGAACGUUCCGUCCGCCGGGAACAACAACAUGGGAGAAACGCCACUCGCGGACGCAUUAAGAUAUCAAAUCGAAGUCCAAAGGAAGUUGCACGAACAGCUUGAGGUUCAGAAGAAGCUGCAAAUGCGCAUCGAGGCGCAAGGGAAGUACCUGCAAACGAUCCUGGAGAAGGCCCAGAAAAACCUCUCGUACGAGGCAGGCGCAGACGCGAACCUAGAGACAACCAGGUCGCAGCUCACCGACUUCAACCUGGCUCUCUCGGGGUUCAUGGACGACGCGACGCAGGCGUGCCAGCAGAACGGCGGAGAGCUGGCCAAGGCCUUGUCCGACGACAGCCUCAGAGCCGGCAACCUGGGCUUCCAGCUCUACCACGGAGUCCACGACGGCGAGGACGUGAAAUGCGCCACGGACGAGGACCUGCUCCUGCUGGACCUGAACAUCAAAGGUGGGUACGAUCAUCGGCUGUCCUCCCACGGCAUGCGGCGCGGCGCGGUGGACCUGACGGUCGGCCAGCACCGGAGGUAAAAUGUGUUUCGGUAGAAGGGCGAGCGUAGUUUUUAAGUCGAGCAGUUGAGCUCCCUACGAGAGAUUCUUUUGGCGGUCCCGAGGAUGCUUGUUUACGGUCUGAUUACACUUUAUACGUACCUAUGCAUGCUAAUGUAAAAUUUGUGGAAAUUGAGAUCCAGGCUCCGAAUAAGUGUAGCUAGAUGAUGAUCGAGUGCGAGAUCUGACUACACUGUAUACGUACCUCCUAAAAUUCUGAUCGGCUAGAACAUAGUAGCAUCGUGGAGUGUUUUUGCUGUUGUUGAGGGAUAGCAUUAUGAUGGAGUGUUGCAUGCAACAGACCAGGCACCUUCAAGAGAUUCUGUCUGUCUUGUAGUAGUUGGGUUCAGUAGCUCUGUUCCUAUGUAUGAAAAUGAUAUCUUUGUUUCUAA